AUGGGUGGAGACUUUAGACAAAUACUUCCAGUUGUGAAAAGAGGUAGACCAGCUGAAGUUGUAGAACCAUGUAUAAAAUGUUCUGAACAUUGGCAGUAUGUGCAAAGGUUUUCAUUAACUGAAAAUAUGAAUUUUCAGAUAGGAGAAGAGGAAUUUUCUCGAUGGCAUCUUAAGCUAAAGGAUCUUCAGGCUUAUUUUGGUGGCGCAGAUGAAACUGAUUAUGCUAACCGUGCUAUUUUAACACCAACAAAUGUUGAUUCAUUGGCAAUAAAUGAAGAAGUCCUUGAUCGUUUACCUGGUGAUAGUAAAAUUUACUUAAGUUCAGAUAGCAUUGAAACUGAUGAUAGCGAAAUUUAUAAUUCUCCAGUCGAGUUUUUAAAUAGUUUGACUCCAUCAGGUAUGCCUGUUCAUUGCCUAAAAUUGAAAAUUGGUGCUGUUGUAAUGCUACUUAAAAAUUUAGAUCUUAAAGGUGGACUUUGUAAUGGAACACGUUUGAUAGUACGUGCACUGCACAUCAAUUAUAUUGAUGGGGAGGUUCUAACAGGGCUAGCAGCUGGUAACAGGAUCUUUGUUCCUCGAGUUCAAUUAGCUCCAUCGGAUUCGAAUUUACCUUUGAAUCCGAUGGAGCUAAUUGAACUCGAUGCAAAAAACCAGUCUUUGAUACUGGUUACUUUUGGCUUCCAAAUAAAUAUAUGA
This is a messenger RNA of Hydra vulgaris (swiftwater hydra), 696 nucleotides long. RefSeq lists its product as uncharacterized. Gene Ontology annotation, molecular function: DNA helicase activity. The record is from RefSeq and is a predicted model, not a curated record. Gene Ontology annotation, biological process: telomere maintenance; DNA replication; DNA repair. Lineage: Eukaryota; Metazoa; Cnidaria; Hydrozoa; Anthoathecata; Hydridae. Gene Ontology annotation, cellular component: replication fork.